AUGUUUAAAUCCAUCAUUUUUCCAAGGUUUGGAGUGCCUAGGAUAGUCAUAAGUGAUGGAGGUUCACAUUUCAUCAACAGAAUCUUUGCCAACCUUUUGAAGAAGCAUGGAGUCACUCAUAAAGUUGCCUCUCCUUACCACCCUCAAACUAGUGGACAAGUUGAGAUCUCAAACAGAGAACUCAAGAGCAUACUUCAGAAGACAACAGGCAAGACAAGAAAGGAUUGGAGUGCCAAACUAGAUGAUGCUCUAUGGGCAUACCGCACUGCCUUCAAAACACCACUUGCUUGGGCUAUUAAGGAGUUGAACUUCAACCUAAAGACAGCAGGAGAAAGAAGAUUGAUUCAGCUGAAUGAGCUUGAUGAGAUUAGGCAUCUGGCUUAUGAGAAUUCAAAGAUCUAUAAGGAGAGAACCAAAGCUUUCCAUGACCGCAAGAUCAUCCCAAAGAACUUUGCGCCAAACGACCAAGUUCUACUAUUCAACUCAAGGUUGAAACUCUUUCCAGGAAAGCUUCGCUCAAGAUGGUCAGGACCAUUCAGGAUUAAAGAAGUUCGCCCCUAUGGAGCAGUGGUACUAUGGGACCCAAUGGGAGGAGACUUUACAGUCAAUGGACAAAGGUUAAAACCCUACCUAGCCUCCACCACCAUACCACAGGAGACCACACUGGCUCUUGGCGAUCCACCAGAUCCUUAA
Molecule: messenger RNA, 693 nt
Organism: Microthlaspi erraticum
Lineage: Eukaryota; Viridiplantae; Streptophyta; Magnoliopsida; Brassicales; Brassicaceae
Source: the annotation of a GenBank genome assembly